UACAAAAGUUAAAGUAAAGUAUGAGUAAAACUGAAUCACAGAAAGUGACAACUGUGUUUUUCCCCCUUCAGCAAACAGUGGAAAAAUCCAGUUUAAGAAGGUAAAAGAUAUUUUUACAGAUUGUCUGUAAUUUUCUGAUUUUGGAUCCUUAAAAGGUUUUUACAGUCGAUAUCUUUUAGAUAAAAUCAUUUUCUUCAAGGAGCAAACAGGAAGCCCAAGAAAGGAACAACAAUAUAGUUGAGAAAAUAAGUAUUAAACAUCUCAAAACUUUUUUCACUUAAUAUGUUUUUAAUGUGGCUAUUAACAGGAACGCCAAACAAAUGUUGACAACAAUGCAAGCAAUCUUGCACUCAUCCACAAUAACCUCCUUGUCUGUUUAUUGUGCAAGACUCCACUGCUGAAGAAAAAGCCAUUCAAUGAGUUAAAAUCAAACCUGUGCAAUUCAUGUGAUCUGUGCAAUUCCACUUUUUUUUUACAUUACUUAUGUAUUAAUUUCUUUUGCUUUCUUUGUAGGUGUGGAUUACUUGAAUUGUUACUGAUAUCUGGUCUAUAUUUCAUGUCACUAAGUCAAUUAGAAUAAUUUUACUGAGAAAACAAGGGCAUUCUUAGUAUUGUUUUUCCCUUAUUUAUGCAUUGCACUCGAAACACACUUUUAAAUUUUUUUUGAUAUGAUGGCCUACAAGUGAUACUGAAUACACUCAUAUUUGCUAUGGAUGUUUAUUUAGUAGUAAACGUAAAACAUAUGUGAAGACAAUGAUAAAAGUUUUUUUUUCUUAAAAAUUUGAACAUAAGGAUCAAAACUAUUCUAUAUGAAUGAGGAUUGUGUUCAAGUUACUGCAACUCAUCUCUUGAAGAAAACAAGUAUCCUUGGGAUGAAAAAAAAUAUGAAGGAUUCCACUCCUUUGGGAAUAUUUUUUGUUCACAAUUUAACCCUUAGUAGAAACCUAGAAGAGAUCUGAAUGAUUUUGACCCUGUAAAAGUGUCCAGAGGAGAUGACACGCUUCAAAAAGAGAGCAAAAGAAGAAGUUACAGGAUGCCAGCUUUUUUCCCUGCAUUUCAGGAGGCUGUCCCUAAAUUGUUGAGCGCAUAAGAGGCUCCCUGUGUGCGACCCUCUCAGCAUUCAAGGCCAGAGUGUGAGGGGAUUGGACUAUUGUGAGCCUCUCUGUGUGUUGUCUACAGAGAGGGGGAGCGCGAAGGAAGAGAAAAGAGAGCAGCAGUAGCUUUCAACUCAAGUUAUUUGCUGAAGCUUGAAUUCAGAGGUGCACUUUAAACUUAUGAAAACAUUUCUAUCCACAGCUGCGUCCCAGCUCUCCAGAGCUACUCUUAUCUCUUCGACCCCACUGUCUUAUCCGCCGCGCACCCCCUCUGCCGAUUGUCGGCCUGACCUGCUUCCCAGGGAACUCGACGGGGCAAGAAGAGGCUGCAGAGCAUUCAUCAAGUGGUGGAACAGUAAGAGGUAGCCAGAGCCACCAUGGCCUUGUCCCAGGAGAGAAGUGCGUGUCUGGGGCUGGUGGUGCUCCUUUUGCUUGGUGCAGGCAUGGAGGACGUUGUGGAGGGAUGCAGUUGCCACCCAUCACAUCCACAGCAGCUCUUCUGCAGCGCUGAGAUUGUGAUAAGGGCAAAGAUCUCUGGAGAGAAGAUUGUGUCGCCUAGCAACAGCUCCUCACCUUACAUGAAGAUGAUCCAGUACGAAAUCAAAAUGAUCAAGAUGUUCAAAGGUUUUGACCGAGCCAAGGACAUCCAGUAUGUGUACACUCCUGUCUACUCUUCACUCUGUGGAGUCAAACUGGACUCCAAUAACAAAGCAGGCUAUCUGCUCUCAGGAAGCAUGUGGAGCGAUGGACGGAUUUCUAUCGGCCAGUGUGACCUGGUGGAGUCGUGGGACAACUUAUCGCUGUCACAAAAAAAGAACCUUAACUACAGAUACCAGAUGGGCUGUGAAUGCAGAAUCAACACGUGCUACACGGUGCCUUGCGCAUCUACAGGAGAGAACGAGUGCCUGUGGACGGACUGGCUGCUGGAUAACAGUCUGAAUGGGGAGCAGGCUCGGCAGUAUGCCUGCAUCCGACGAUCGGACACAAGCUGUGGCUGGUACCGGGGUGGGCCUCCGCCUGAGAAGGACUUCUUGGACAUGACCGACCCGUGAUCUGUAACACCGACUUAAAAAUCCCUUAGGGAAAAUCCAACCCUGCUUUUGGCAUAUUUAGCACGCAUUUGGCUUGCAAAGAAGCAACUAGAAAAAAAGUGGAAAAUUUGCUGAUUUUUCAAACCCGCUGGAGAAAAAGCUGCCAUUAAGCUAUCGGUGGCAAAGUUCAGGCAGUUGAUCCAGCAACAGGAAAAUAAAUAUUUAAAGUGCAGGGUCUUUGAGCAUUUCUCUGACUCAUUUUCAUACAUUCCUCUUCACAUGUUGUUACAGAGUGAGAACAGCAGCAGAAUAUCCACAGCUAAUAUUUCACUUUUGAGUGAAGGUUUUUGCCUCAUUGUAAAUGCACUCCUUUUAAGCCCUAUGAUUAUUUGUGUGAUGUACAAUAGGUGAAAUAGCAAUUUAAGUUCUGAAUUUACAGAAGUGCUAAAGAAAUGUUUAAGAACACUAAAAUAAUAGAAUCCUUUCUUGUAUCAACCUUGCAGAGUCUAAUCACGUGUAUCCUGACUGCAGCAUCCUGAUGUUGAAUUUCUAUCUGAAAUGCUGACACAAAUGAAAAUACACUGAAUAUACUGUGCUUUGUAAAGGUUUUAGGCACUUAAGCUGCAACAAGGGUGCAUAAUGUGCAAUUGCAGAAUAGUUUUAAUUUAUUGGUAUAAUUAAAAGUGAUGUGAAGAAAGAAAAACAAAAAUUGCAGGAGUUUUCUUAAUCUUUGGGGUAAAGCCAUUUUUUAAAUAAUUUUUUGUUUACUUAGUUUAAGAUGGUUCUGUGUAAUGGAUUUAAUGCUGAAAAUGUGGAAUUAUACAUCAUAAAUAAGAACCUAAAGUGCCUAAAACCUUUUCAUUCUGCAGUUUAUGCAAAGAAAAGCAUCCCAAGUUAACCAAUUACUUGUGUUAUUUGUUGUUGUGAUACAGAAAUUAUAUGACAUUUUAUCUCAAAAUUUUGAAACUGUAAAUAUAGUAAUUUUGUUGAAUUAACAUUUUCAUAACUAACCACAUGUUUUCUUUUAGAGUAGUGCUUCUCAUCCCGCUUAGUUUCCUUCGUGGACCUCUGUCUUUUUUUUUGUUUUGUUUUUUUGUACCAAAAACCUAAUCCAGCGCUUGGGCUACAGCACUGCCACCUGUAGAAGCUAAGCCUUUCCUCUUUAGAGGAAAUGAGAUAACAGGAUAAGGUUUGGUUUUUUAACUCCUUGAAACUGAAGGUGGGUUGCUCACCUAUUUGUUUUAGAAAUCUGCUGAAUCAUUUAAAUGUUGUUCAAUAUAAAGACUUAACAGGGGUCUGACUUGACCCCUGUUUUGAUACAGGAUUGCUUCAUAUAAAUCAUACAGAUUAUAAUGCAUUAAGAUUCGGCUUUGUAGCACAUUCACGGUGCUGUGAACAAAUAAUUUCACCCUUGCUGAUGAAAUCUGCUUUUGCUCUUUUGUCACACCAGUUUCAGAUCAUCAAACAAAUUGUAACAUCAGACUAAGAAGAACCAAGUAGAUAUAUAAUGCAAUUUUUAAAUGAUAAUUUCAUUUAUUAGGGACAGAAGCUAGCCAAAAAUUUCUACAUAUGCCCUGUUAUUCUACAAAAUAUUUUCUUAAAGGUCUUGGGUGUAUCAAGGUGAUGGUUAGCAACGUGAGGUGGCCCUUUGUGAUUUUCUUUUUAAUCAGUUCUAUUUUUUUGGAUGUCUUUUUUUGCCCCUUCAUUAUUGUUCAACCAAGAUUGAUGAUCUCAACUGAGGGAGAUGUUCUACUGUCACCUCCUGGAUCAGUUCUCAUUGUGCUCUUGGACUUAAUUUUAGCAAACCAGCCACUCCUGGGAAGAUUUAACUCUAUUCUAAGUAUUUGUGGUUAAUGGGUCCCAGAAGUGAAGAAAUUGUUUUCUAAUCCUUCCCAGGCUACUACAGGUCUGGAAAGUCUGUUUCUCAUCUUUUUAUUGGAUUUCUUUUGACUGGGGUACAACGUGUUGCCUUUGGAGAUUAUUAGCCUUUUUCUUGUAGACAGCCACAUUCCAUUUAGGAGAUCUCUUGAUUUUUACAGAUCUGGUUAUGAUCAGGCCUGAGUAUGACUUGUAAAAUUAAAUUUUGACAGUUAAACAUGGUUUAACACAGGAGUGGUUAUUUUUUCCAGAAAAAUUUGGACUGGAUAGCUCUUUCUCUUAAUACAUGAAACAAUUUAAUAACUACUUUUUGCACUUAGCCAAAAUUUGCUAAAAUUUGUUUGUGAAUCAGAAGCAUUUAAGUUUGACAAUAUUUUUUACUGUCCUGUUCAACUUGGUGAUUCAUGUUGACAUUUAUCUCACGUCAGCACUGAAAAGUUUAAACCAAAUGGAAAGUCUACAUUUCAGAUUUGAGACAGUAGUCUAAAUAUAAACUCAUUUACAAACUCAUUCAGCUAUUUCAGUGUCACAAAGCACAAAUUAAUAAUGCAUAAUACUAUUGUAUGAUUUAAUGAAGUGUUAAAACAGAUUUCAGUUUGUUUUUUACUUAAAUAAUUGUUGGGUUUGUAUUUAAGUCUUUGUUUCUGUCUACAUAAAGUUUUCUAUCUUCAUGUACCAAAAAAAAAAUGUAUAUAAAAUGUCUCAGUGGAACGAUGUAUCACUGCCUCUUUGUUAAUUCCCUUUAGAAACAAAAAUCUAACAAAACAGGCCAGAUGACUUUAAAUAAUACCGUUGAAUUCAGGAUGAUUGGAUCAUAUAACAACAAAUGUUAAUGAAGAAAGUUUGGUGGAGUUAAAAUUAGUCUUUUAAAACAUAAAAACAUUGUCGUUAGAAAUAAUAUCAAGCCUGGCAGUGAUAGUAAAAUGCUGUGAAGAUUUUUUAAAACUAUUUGUACUUCUUAAAAAACUAUUCCAUAAACAAGGUGAGAUAAUAAAGAACAGGUAUUACUUCACAUUUUUAACUCCACUUCAACAGUGAUUGUUGAAAUAAACAUAAAUCAGUCCGUUCCAGAUUUUUCA
Messenger RNA from Xiphophorus maculatus (southern platyfish), 5082 nucleotides. RefSeq names its product TIMP metallopeptidase inhibitor 4 (gene timp4). Gene Ontology annotation, biological process: negative regulation of endopeptidase activity; negative regulation of membrane protein ectodomain proteolysis. NCBI's taxonomy places the organism in Eukaryota, Metazoa, Chordata, Actinopteri, Cyprinodontiformes, Poeciliidae. The transcript has 5 exons. Gene Ontology annotation, molecular function: protease binding; metalloendopeptidase inhibitor activity. The coding region runs from base 1472 to 2146 and encodes 224 amino acids. The record is from RefSeq and is a predicted model, not a curated record. Gene Ontology annotation, cellular component: extracellular matrix.